Thrips palmi is the source of this 1644-nucleotide messenger RNA. RefSeq names its product cyclin-K. The transcript is spliced from 8 exons. Gene Ontology annotation, biological process: regulation of transcription by RNA polymerase II; positive regulation of DNA-templated transcription, elongation. Bases 47 to 1546 code for a protein of 499 amino acids. Gene Ontology annotation, molecular function: cyclin-dependent protein serine/threonine kinase activator activity. The record is from RefSeq and is a predicted model, not a curated record. NCBI's taxonomy places the organism in Eukaryota, Metazoa, Arthropoda, Insecta, Thysanoptera, Thripidae. Gene Ontology annotation, cellular component: cyclin/CDK positive transcription elongation factor complex; nucleus.
GUGUCGUCGUGAAAGAGCGAGUAGGGCAGGAGGGGAGGGUUGGAGUAUGUCUGUGAGAGCGACAGAGAAAGGACACUACACUUCCGGGACAAAGUUGAGCCCUCAGGCCUACCGUUGCCAAGCCCCAUGUCCGGAAGACAGUAAGGCAGUACCAGCGGUGACACACCGCGUCGCGGCCGCUCUUUCGCGCAGGCCAGGCGAAUCGUCAGUGUCCACCAUGGAGGUUGACGAGACGGGCGAUGCUGACUCGAGAAGUAGUUUUAACAAUGGUACUACUUGGAGUACCACAAUGCCUUUCUGGUAUUAUGAUAAAAAGGAGAUCAAGAAUUCACCGUCACUCCAAGAUGGCAUUACUGCAGAAACCGAAAGCCGCUAUCGCAAGGAAGGUGCCAGAUUUAUCAUUGAUACAGGGACAAAAAUGGAUCUUGGCUACAACACAAUGGCCACCGGUGUUGUGUAUUUUCACCGCUUUUAUAUGGCCCAUUCCUUCAAAAGCUUUCCUAGAUAUGUAACGGCUUGCUGCUGCCUUUUCUUAGCAGGCAAGGUUGAGGAAACACCAAAAAAGUGUAAAGACAUAAUUAAAAUAGCUCGAGAAAAACUAUCAGAUGAAAAGUUUCGUCAAUUUGGAGAGGAUCCAAAGGAAGAAGUAAUGACCCUGGAAAGGAUUUUAUUACAAACUAUCAAGUUUGAUCUUCAAGUAGAACACCCCUAUGGAUUCCUACUGAAAUAUGCCAAAAGUCUAAAAGUCGGCACUAAAACAGGUGACAAGGCUAAACUAGGCAAAAUGGUCCAAAUGGCCUGGACCUUUGUCAAUGACAGUCUCUGCACAACCUUGUGCCUCCAAUGGGAACCAGAAGUUAUUGCAGUUGCACUCAUGUACCUUGCGGGAAAGCUGAGUAAAUUUGAAGUUAUGGAUUGGCAAGGCCGUACUCCAAAGCACUUACGCUGGUGGGACGUAUUUGUUGAAGAUGUUACCAUGGAUCUCCUAGAAGACAUAUGUCAUCAAGUAUUAGACUUAUACUCUCAUCCUCAAGGAAACACAGUCCCAGACUCUCCUCCUUAUGAAGACACACCAGUGCCUGCCCUGAAAAAGGACAGGCUCCACCCUCAGCCAAUAUCUCCUGCACAACACUCACAUUCACCUGCAGGUGUGCCCCAUGUGAAGAGGAAAGAAAAUAACGACAGGUCCCUGGACAAACUGGACAUGUCCACCAUCAACUACAGCAGUUACAACUCUGCAGGGCCGGCCUUCCCCCCCUCAUCGUUUCCCCCUUCGUAUCCACCCGCCGGCUUCUUCACGCCCUCCCAGCCUCCCCCCACGCUCAGCAUUCCUCCCCCGAGCCUUCCGCCGACCAACAUCCCGCCGCCGUCUCAUCCGCCGACGGCCCACCUGCCGCCGUCACUGCCGCCGCCCAACCACAGCCUGCCGCCCCCGCUGCACGGGCCGCCGCCUCUGCCCCCGGCGCUGCCCCUGCCGCCGCUGUCCCAGCCUCCCCCGACCCACAUACCGCCCCCAAACCGCCCCCCGUACCUCCCACCACCAUAGUCUCUGCGCAUCUCACAUCAAAUCAUUUGUUAACGUUCAUGAAAUGUUCAUUAGGGUAACUUAAUUUUGUAAUUACAUGUACCAACUUGUAAAUGUUA